Molecule: messenger RNA, 2396 nt
Organism: Manis pentadactyla (Chinese pangolin)
Lineage: Eukaryota; Metazoa; Chordata; Mammalia; Pholidota; Manidae
Gene: NTN5
Product: netrin 5
Exons: 6
Coding region: 11-1480 (489 amino acids)
Molecular function (GO): protein binding
Source: RefSeq, a predicted model, not a curated record
UGUUGGGACCAUGCCUGUGACCUUUGCCCUCUUGCUCCUCCUGAGCCAGGCCACAGCAGACCCAUGCUACCACCCGGGGGGCCGCCCCCGCUUCUGCCUCCCACCCGUGACCCAGCUGGCUGGCACGGCAGACUCCUGCCCCCAGGCCUGUGCCCUUUCCCCGGGGACAGAACUCGGCCCCCGGGCCACCUGCAAUGGCAGUCUGACCCUGGCCCUGGGCGGCUCCUUCCUCCUGACAUCCGUCAACCUGGGCUUCUGCACCCCGGGACCCCCGGCCCUGGUCCUGUCUGCCGCCUGGGCCGCCAGCGGUCCCUGGAGAUCACUGUGGCGCGGACCCACCUGGCCCAGGGCCUUGGGGGGGCCCAAGAGGGUGACCUUCCGAGCCCCACCGUCCCCCAGGGCCACCGUGGUGGCCAGUCACCUCCGCGUGGAGUUCGCGGGCUGGGCAGGGCUGGCAGCAGCUGCAGUGAGAGGCCGCUGCCAGUGCCACGGCCAUGCAGCCCGCUGCGCUGCCCGGGCCCGGCCCCCCCGCUGCCGCUGCCGCCACCACACCACCGGCCUGGGGUGCGAGAGCUGCCGCCCGUCCCACCGAGACCGGCCUUGGCGGCCCGCCACGCCCAGGCACCCCCACCCUUGCCUGCCCUGCUCCUGCAACCAGCACGCCCGCCGCUGCAGGUUCAACUCUGAGCUGUUCAGGCUGUCGGGUGGCCGGAGUGGGGGUGUUUGCGAGAGGUGCCGCCACCACACAGCUGGGCGGCACUGCCACUACUGCCAGCCGGGGUUCUGGAGGGAUCCCAGCCAGCCCGUCACCAGCCGCAAGGCCUGCAGGGCCUGCCAGUGCCACCCUAUUGGGGCAACAGGUGGCACCUGCAACCAGACCAGCGGGCAGUGCCUCUGCAAGUUAGGGGUGACUGGCCUGACAUGCAACCGCUGUGGUCCUGGCUACCAGCAGAGCCGCUCCCCCAGGAUGCCCUGCCAGCGAAUUCCAGAGGCCGCGACCACCCUGGCUACCACCCCUGGUGUUUACAGCUCAGACCCUCAGUGUCAAAACUACUGCAAUAUCUCGGACACCAGAGUCCACAUGAGCCUUCGGAGGUACUGCCAGCAGGACUACGUUCUCCGCGCGCAGGUGCUGGCCUCCGAGGCGGCGGGCUCCGCGUGGCAGCGGCUGGCAGUGCGCGUGCUGGCUGUGUACAAGCAGCGGGCGCGGCCGGUGCCCCGCGGCGGCCAGGACGCCUGGGUGCCCCGCGCCGACCUGGCCUGUGGUUGCUUGCGCCUGCGGCCUAGCACUGACUACCUGCUGCUGGGCAACGCGGCCGGGGGCCCCGACCCCGCGCGCCUGGUCCUCGACCGCCACGGCCUCGCGCUGCCCUGGAGGCCGCACUGGGCCCGGCCGCUGCGGCGGCUGCAGCAGGAAGCGCGCGCUGGGGGCUGCCGCAGCCUCCGGCCUCCGACCCCCAGCGCCGAGCCCGAGCACUAGAGCCCGAGCACUGGGCAGCCUCGACGGCCAAGAAAGGGACCUGGAAGCCACCGGGAGCUGAGACUUCUACCUCGACGGGGCGUCCCUUGGCAACGUAGCCGGCGCCGUGGCGUCCCUGACGUCACUGGCACGCGCCAGCACCACGCAGGCCCGAGGCACCUUUAGCCAAAGGCGGCGACCUGCAGGCAGGACUCUGGGCCGCUGGCCAGGACCUUUGGCCUGUGACCCAUGCGGCUAAGUCCCCUCAAUAAAGUCUUAAAUCUUGGGUAUUUCGGCUGCGGACCCCUGAUGAGUGCUCAAGAGGGUCUCUGAGCGGCAAAUGAAGGCCUCCAGUAAAUCCUCAGAGCGAAAGUAAGGCUCAGCUCCCUGACAAAGUGGCCAAUCCAGGGGAAAAGCUGGAAUGACGUCACUGGCGCUAGUCAGAUUUCUGUUGCCUGACGAUUGGCCGAAAGCCAGUGGGAUGAGUGACUAAAACAGGCGGGACAUAAACCACAGGAAGACAUAAGUGCCAGAUUUCCACAAAGUCCCACAUUUAGGAACUUUCUAUUUCUGAUGAGGCUUAGGAUGGUCUCUGGGAAAGAAAUAGAGGGACUUUGAGUGAAUAUCCGAAGGGGGAUCUGACUGAGGUUCAUCUGGUCUUGAAGUGCAGCCGAAAUCCUUUCCUGAGCGAAGAGCCGAUUGGGAGCCACAGUGGUACGAUAUCACUUGAUGCUAAGCGGAAUUCCAUUCCCACCCAACAACUGUGUAUCUAUAGGAAAGAGGGGUGGGGCUAAAAAGGCAGGAAGCAGUAAGUAUGGAAUGGGAGGUUGUCAUGGACCAGGCCCUUCCUUACCACUCUGGCCUCUGCCCCCAGCACCCCCGAUCAAAAAUGCAAUUUCAAAUUUGGGUGAUCUCUGCGUUGGGUCCUUCCAUUAGG